CAGAGCCCGACUCAUGAACCGUGAAAUCAUGACCUGAGCUGAAGUCAGACACUUAACCGUCUGAGCCACCCAGGUGCCUCAACACCAUUGAUUCUCUUAACAUAUCAAUUGUACCAUCAUAAUGUCUUUCAGGGGAAUCCAUACAUGAUUAUCUCUUGCCUCGUAACCACCUUGGUUAUGAAUUCUGUAAUUACAUACUCAGUAAGAUGGCACGUAUUUCUGCAUGAAUGUAUGCUUUCCUUUUCCUUCUUGUUGUUUAGUGAAUAAACAUCAUUGGUACAGGAAGGUGAGUUGAAAUGAGGAUAUUCUUUCAAGGUUAAUUUAAAUUGGAUUCCCAGAUACUUUUAUCUAUGGUUGUCUCUGAGAGGUAUUGAUCCUAGGAUAUAGAGAUAGCUUCAUUUGUCCUUUUUCUUCCCUCACCAGAAAUAAUUUGGGCAUGUAACUCAGUUUUUAAGUUGGCAUGCAGCUCUGGAGUAGUGUUAACAGGAGGACAAAGUGCAUAUCUGAAACGGAGUGAUUUCUAGGAUGCCUUUGGGCACAGACAGGAAUUAUUAAAAACAAAUACUUGAGUAUACAGUGCUGCAGUCUUGGGUAAAAUGGCCAGCAGGCCUGCUGUUGCGCGUCAGGCUGGUGGCCAGAGGGUAUUUGAAAAUGGUGUUACAAUGCUGCAGGGUUCAAUAAACUGGGGUUAAUGCGAGGUGUUACCAUUUAUGAACAUGAUGAUGUGAAAGAGGCCAUAAAGCUUCCUGAGAACCUGUAUAAUGACAACUUGUUUUGCAUUCAGAGAGCAGUGGACCUGACUAUAAGGCUGUGUAUCUUGUCUAAAGAGCAGUGGACAAAAUAUGAGCAGGAUAAAUUUUACUUUGCACUAUAUCUGAAAGAAGUUAUUUGGGAAAGAAAAGAAUGGGCAAAGAAAUAAUCGCGGAGUUUAAGUUGGUGGUUAUAGCUGCCCUGAAACAUUUUUUUACGAGUUGGAUAAACCAGGGGCACCUGGGUGGCUUAGUCGGUUAAGUGUCUGAUUUCAGCUCAGGUC
This is a messenger RNA of Leopardus geoffroyi (Geoffroy's cat), 1033 nucleotides long. RefSeq names its product cytochrome b-c1 complex subunit 7-like. The transcript has a single exon. The record is from RefSeq and is a predicted model, not a curated record. NCBI's taxonomy places the organism in Eukaryota, Metazoa, Chordata, Mammalia, Carnivora, Felidae. Gene Ontology annotation, biological process: mitochondrial electron transport, ubiquinol to cytochrome c. Bases 692 to 919 code for a protein of 75 amino acids.